This is a messenger RNA of Pyrus x bretschneideri (Chinese white pear), 1721 nucleotides long. Its product is annotated as presenilin-like protein At1g08700. The transcript has a single exon. Gene Ontology annotation, biological process: protein processing. Gene Ontology annotation, molecular function: aspartic endopeptidase activity, intramembrane cleaving. The coding region runs from base 137 to 1507 and encodes 456 amino acids. The record is from RefSeq and is a predicted model, not a curated record. Gene Ontology annotation, cellular component: membrane; nucleus. Lineage: Eukaryota; Viridiplantae; Streptophyta; Magnoliopsida; Rosales; Rosaceae.
UUAUUUUAUUUGUAGAUUGUGGUUUAUAAUUUAACCUAAAACUCCCGCAAAGUGAAAAUGCGGUAACCAAACUCACACCCACAGCCCCACGCCUACCAAGUGCUCGACGGAAAGCCCCAACCGUCGAAAUCCCAGGAUGGAGUCGAGCAUCCUAGAGUCGAUCGGCGUCGAGAUCAUCGGCGUCAUGUCCCCAGUCUCGAUCUGCAUGCUCCUUGUUGUUCUCUUAGUCUACGCUCUCUCUCCCUCCAAUCCCUUCUCCGCCUCCGCUCCUCCGAUCCGCACCGCCGCCAACCUCGUCUACCUCGAGACCCCCACCGAUUCCGCCGCCCAAAAGCUCGAAGGCGCCCUCCUCAACGCCCUGGUCUUCGUCGUCCUCAUCGCCGUCGUCACCUUCCUCCUCGUCCUCCUCUACUACUACAACUUCACCAACUUUUUGAAGAACUACAUGCGCUUCUCCGCCUUUUUCGUGCUGGGUACCAUGGGAGGUUCGAUUUUCUUGUCCAUUGUUCAGCAUUUCUCCAUACCCAUCGACUCCAUUACUUGCUUUUUGCUGCUUUUCAAUUUCACUGUUGUGGGGGUCUUGUCCGUCUUCUCCGGCGGUGUACCCAUUUUUCUACGCCAAGCUUAUAUGGUUUCUUUGGGGAUUAUUGUGGCGGCUUGGUUUACCAAGUUGCCCGAAUGGACGACUUGGGUUUUGCUUGUGGCGCUGGCCGUCUAUGAUUUGGUGGCCGUGCUGGCACCGGGCGGCCCACUUAAGCUCUUGGUGGAGUUGGCCUCUAGCCGGGAUGAAGAGCUCCCAGCUUUGAUUUACGAGGCCCGCCCAACUGUGCCAAAUUCUGGGCGUCGUGGGACCGGUUUGGAGCUUUUGGUUGCUGGGGUUUCGGAUUCUGGGUCUGUGGAGCUUCAGGCAGUCCCCAGGGGCAAUGGGAAUCAAAAUGAGAAUGAAAAUGGUGGUAAUUCUGAGUAUACCUCUGUUGAUGUUGAGGUCGCGAAUGAGGAAGGUGAGGGUAAUAGAGAUGAAGGGGAGAGAUUACUAUUGGAGGAUAAUUCACGGGGUAGGCCGUCGCCAAGUAGUGGUUCUUCGAGAUAUUCGAGUAUGAUUGUUCAGUCCGAUAGAGCUACACAAUAUGGCAGUGGGGCAUCUGAAAUUAUUAGCGAGGAAAUGUCUCCUCUUGUUGAAACGACAGGAUUGGAGAAUGAGAGAGAGCAAUUGAGGAGGGAAGGUAGCGAAAUGUUCAGUAAAGGUAUUAAACUUGGUCUAGGGGAUUUCGUUUUCUACAGUGUUCUUGUGGGCAGAGCUGCAAUGUAUGACCUUAUGACUGUGUAUGCCUGUUAUCUUGCCAUUAUUUCGGGACUUGGGUGCACUCUUAUUUUGUUGUCAGUGUACCAUCGGGCUUUGCCGGCUCUGCCCAUAUCGAUCAUUUUGGGUGUUGUUUUUUACUUCUUGACUCGGUUAUUAAUGGAGCCUUUUGUUGUUGGGACAGCUACAAAUUUGUUGAUGUUUUGAUAGUCCAUUAGUUUUUGGUAAGAGAAAGAUUACAUUAAGAGGAAGCUAAUGUUUUGUAGCAUGAGAUCUGUAUACAAAUUAAAAGGUAUUUGUUCCUUUAACUUUCUCUCGUUGUUGCACAUGUAAUUGCUUGUGAUCCAUCCAGAAACAAUGAAUUGGAUAAUGUAAUCAUUUGAGACCAGAAAAUAGAAAGAAAAAAAAAUUGUUCUUGUUA